GAACUUGUAACCGAACAAGCGGUACGCCACCUGAAGUACUACACGAACCUGUUCUCCGCCUUCAGCCAAUCAGCCCGCGCGGAACUGAACCUUCUGCUGAAAGUACAAGACUACUGUUAUUCCAACAUGACAUUCAUGAAGGCGUUCCAAAAGAUAAUAAUGUUGUUUUACAAGACGGAUGUUAUCUCAGAACAAUCCAUUUUGAAAUGGUACAAACAGGAUUACAACGUUAAGGGUAAAAUGAUGUUCGUCGAACAGAUGAGNAGGAAGAAAGUGAUUCUGAUGGUGAAAGUGAUUAG
This is a messenger RNA of Anoplophora glabripennis (Asian longhorned beetle), 299 nucleotides long. Its product is annotated as protein krasavietz-like. Gene Ontology annotation, molecular function: protein binding. The record is from RefSeq and is a predicted model, not a curated record. Gene Ontology annotation, cellular component: membrane; cytoplasm. The transcript has a single exon. NCBI's taxonomy places the organism in Eukaryota, Metazoa, Arthropoda, Insecta, Coleoptera, Cerambycidae. The annotation marks the transcript as partial.